Messenger RNA from Prosopis cineraria, 2171 nucleotides. Its product is annotated as apoptosis inhibitor 5-like protein API5. The record is from RefSeq and is a predicted model, not a curated record. Bases 177 to 1832 code for a protein of 551 amino acids. Gene Ontology annotation, biological process: regulation of programmed cell death. NCBI's taxonomy places the organism in Eukaryota, Viridiplantae, Streptophyta, Magnoliopsida, Fabales, Fabaceae. Gene Ontology annotation, cellular component: nucleus. Gene Ontology annotation, molecular function: mRNA binding. The transcript is spliced from 17 exons.
CCUUCAGAGUUGAGACCUUCCUCUUCUUGGAGGAUGAUAAAGAUAAUACUGUUCGACCCAAUCAAUCCGCGAGUCUAGACCUCCUAGUUUAGGCUGUCAAUACCCUAAAUACCCUCGUCUUCCUUCCUUGUUCCCCACACUAACGUCAAAACCCUCCAGCUUCAGCAGAAACCACAAUGACCGACCCUUCCGAGGAGGCUGCUUAUAUUGAGAAGCUCUACCAAUAUGGCGAGCAACUCAAUAAUGCCAAGGAUAAGUCUGCGAAUGUGAGUGACUAUCAAGGAAUUAUAGAUGCAGCCAAGACUAGUGUCAAGGCGAAGCAACUGGCUGCUCAGCUCAUUCCCCGAUUCUUCAAGUUCUUCCCUGAUCUUUCAGGCCCUGCCCUCGACGCACAUCUUGAUUUGGUUGAGGAAGAAGAGCUUGGGGUUCGGGUUCAAGCAAUUAGAGGACUGCCCCUUUUCUGUAAGGAUACGCCGGAAAAUAUAGGGAAGAUAGUUGAUAUUCUUGUACAAAUUCUUGGAUCUGAGGAAUUCGUGGAGCGUGAUGCUGUACACAAGGCCCUUAUGUCUCUUCUGAGGCAGGAUGUAAAAGCUUCAUUGACGGCUUUGUUUAAGCACAUUGGGAGUGUUGAAGAGCCUAGUACAGAUGAUGCCAUUCGUGAAAAGGUUAUAAAUUUUGUUAGAGAUAAGGUUUUCCCUGUUAAAGCAGAACUGUUGAAGCCCCAAGAGGAAAUGGAAAGACAUAUAACCGAUCUAAUAAAAAAGAGUUUGGAAGAUGUAACUGGUGCAGAAUUUCGAAUGUUCAUGGACUUUCUAAAGAGUUUGAGUCUCUUUGGUGAUCAAGCUCCACCUGAGCGCAUGAAGGAAUUGAUUGGAAUCAUUGAAGGGCAAGCUGAUUUAGAUGCACAAUUCAAUGUUUCAGAUGCAGAUCACAUUGACCGAUUGAUGUCAUGCCUUCACAUAGCACUUCCAAUUGUUGUGAGGGGUGCACCUAGCGGCAAAUUUCUCAACUACAUAAACAAGUACAUCAUACCUGUUUUUGACCAGCUUCCUGAAGAGAGAAAAGUAGAUCUCCUGAAAUCCUUAGCAGAAUUCUCCCCUUUCACAACACCUCAAGAUUCACGCCAAAUUCUUCCUUCUAUUGUUCAACUGCUGAAGAAAUACAUGCCUUGGAAGAAGAGCGGAGAAGAAACAAAUUUCACGUAUGUUGAGUGUCUGUUGUACACAUUUCACCAUCUAGCUCAUAAGGUUCCUAAUGCCACUAAUAGUUUAUGUGGUUACAAGAUUGUUACUGGCCAACCUUCUGAUAGGCUUGGAGAGGACUUUUCAGAAAAUUAUAAGGAUUUUACUGAGAGAUUGAAUAAUAUUGAGGAGUUAACCCGGGCUACCAUUAAGAAAUUAACUCAGGGAAUGGCUGAGCACAACAAAUCUAUGGCAGCUGCUAAUACAGAUGAAGCGAAGGAAAAAGUUAAAACUCAAAAACAGAACACAACAACUGGGUUACGGACAUGCAAUAACAUUUUGGCAAUGACGAAGCCAUUACAUGCCAAAACACCAUCGUUUAUUGGAGAUAAGAGCAUUAACCUAUCUUGGAAGGAGACCACAAAAACAACCGCAUCAUCUGCCACAACUGCAAUCGGAGCUAAGCGGCCUGCAACUGCUGCUAACGGAGCCAAUAACAUUGCAUCAAAGAAGGGUCGAGGUGCUGGCGGUUUUCAAAAUCAACUUGUUAAUAGAGCGCUGGAAGGAUUAUCAGGCAGUGCAAGAGGCGGCGCAAGAGGCAGAGGGCGGGGUUGGGGAGGAAGAGGAAGGGGAAGGGGAAGGGGAUAUUAGUAGUUUUAUUAGGAUGUUAGAGUGUAGAAACAUCAGCUUGUUUGCACGAGACUAGCCUAAUAUGGUUAGGAGCGGUUAAUGUAUUAAAUUGUCAGAGGAAGUUUUGAUUAUAGAGAACCUUGGGGAUUAUUUAUUUUCAUUGUGGACCAAGUUGUAUGUUGUACUUUAUCCAGAGCUUGCCUACGUGAAGUGCUGAUUAUUGCAAAUUCUCGGGGUAGAUUGUCUCCCGUGCUAGGUGAUGGUAGAUUGUAGGCUACACCAACAAGAAGCAAUUGUGGACCAGUCGUGUAAUGUGCUAGUGGGUUAAACUUUUUUAAACUACGGAGAAUUUGAACUUUU